GAAUACGGAGUGAGGAGAGGACAGGAGCACUGGGAGUACUGGGACUGGACGGACACAGUGGACUGGACGGACCGGACCCAUGGAUGGACAGAACGGCAGCAGCAGCAUCUGCUCCCGGCCGCACGGCACCGGGACGGACGGCAAGAAGAAGAAGAAGGAGAAGGAGAAGGAAAUCCCCGACAGAGUGACUCUGAAGAAGGAGAUCGGGCUGCUGAGCGCCUGCACCAUCAUCAUAGGGAACAUCAUCGGCUCUGGGAUCUUCAUCUCUCCAAAGGGGGUCCUGGAGCACUCGGGGUCAGUGGGGGUGGCGUUGGUGGUUUGGGUCCUGGGAGGCUGCAUCGCGGCCUUGGGCUCCCUCUGCUACGCUGAGCUGGGUGUCACCAUCCCCAAAUCUGGAGGAGACUACUCCUACGUCACAGAGAUAUUUGGUGGUCUGAUGGGGUUUCUGCUGCUGUGGAGCGCCGUCCUCAUCAUGUACCCGACUACCCUGGCUGUCAUCGCCCUCACUUUCUCCAGCUACGUCCUGCAGCCCGUCUUCCCAAACUGUGUUCCUCCAUACAUGGCGAUGCGGAUGCUGUCCGCCACCUGUCUCUUGCUGCUGACCUGGGUGAACUGCUCCAGCGUUCGUAUGGCCACCAGGAUCCAGGACAUCUUCACGGUGGGGAAGCUGAUGGCUCUGGGCCUCAUCAUUGUGGUUGGCCUGGUGCAGAUCUGCAAUGGUAACAUCCUCGGUCUAAGGCCUAAAGCUUUACUGCUCCCUGAAGUUAAAAAACAAACCUUUAAAUGUCUGAUUUGUCUUCCAGGGAACUACGAGGCGCUGACUCCUCAGGUGGCCUUCUCCGUGGACAGCAUGCCGUCGGUCGGGCAGAUCGCGCUGGCCUUCCUGCAGGCCUCCUUCGCCUUCAGCGGCUGGAACUUCCUCAACUACGUCACGGAGGAAGUGGUUGAACCCAGACGGAAUCUACCUCGUGCCAUCUACAUCUCCAUCCCAUUGGUGACCUUUGUGUACACGCUCACCAACAUCGCCUACUUCUCCUCCAUGUCUCCCGAGGAGCUGCUGUCAUCCAAUGCCGUGGCAGUAACAUUUGGAGAGAAGUUGCUGGGAAUGUUCUCCGUCAUCAUGCCGAUCUCCGUGGCUCUGUCCACCUUCGGAGGAAUCAACGGCUACCUGUUCACCUCCUCCAGGUUGUGUUUCUCCGGAGCCAGAGAGGGUCACCUGCCCAGCCUGCUGGCCAUGAUCCAUUAUAAGAACUGCACACCUAUCCCUGCCCUGCUGGUCUGCUGCUCUGCCACCGUUGUUAUACUCUGCAUUGGAGAAACACACAACCUGAUCAACUACGUCUCCUUCAUCAACUAUCUGUCGUACGGCGUCACCAUCGCAGGCCUGCUGUACUACCGCUGGAAGAAACCCAACCUGUACCGACCCAUCAAGGUGAACCUGUUGGUUCCUGUGUGCUACCUGAUGUUCUGGGCGCUGCUGCUGGGUUUCAGUCUUUACUCAGAGCCGGUGGUUUGUGGCGUUGGUUUAGUCAUCAUGCUCACCGGGGUGCCCGUCUACUUCCUGGGCGUCCAUUGGAAAGAAAAGCCAAAGUGUAUCUACACCUUCAUUGAGAGGGCGACGUACGUGGGCCAGAGGUUGUGUUUCGUGGUCUUCCCUCAGUUUGACCCCAUCGAGAUCGCCGGUCCUUCAGAAUGUACUGACCGGUCAUCAGGCAGGAUCAGUUCGUCUGCCAAUUCUUAAAACUUCUUUUCAGAAUAUAUAAGAAGAUCUUUGUUUUUAUUCCGUUACUGAGUGAGUCCAGACGCUUCCUCCUGGAAUGGGAGCUUCCUGUCUGACCUUUGACCCUCCAAGACUCUGGUUUCCCUUCAGUCGAGUGGAACCGCCUGUUCUUCUGUGCGGGCUGCUUGCACUUUUUAUUUUCUUCUUUUUUCUACUAAGUCGUCAAGUACAACAACCUAAUGCCAACAGUGUGGCACAGUGAAAAAGGACUUUUAUUCCCAUUUUUAGACCCAUUUGUUUCUUUUUCUGUAACAUGACAGACCUCUGACCGACUGACAGUGCGCGGUUUUUAUUUCUUCUGAAUGUUGCUGGUGUUUUAUCGUGCCUUAUGGCCUUUUCACACCAAGUUCCGGACAAAUAUAUAGUCAUUAUUCUGAAAACAGAAUGAAAACAAACGCUAAUUAUUUCAGAAAAGAUCUGCAGUUGAGUGAAUGCCAAUCCUGCAUCCUCGUCUGCUGGAACAAGGGUUUGAAACAGCAUUUUAGGCAUGUGUAUCACUAAUGAUCAAUAACGUACAGCCACCGUCCUUAUAGAGCAGAGCUUCAGAUUCUGUUACUGUAACAUAAAUUACUUAAAAUCCCUGAACAAAAACUUAAAACAGGAUAAAUCAUAAUGAUUUUGGUGAUCCACUGACUUUUCCUCUAGCGCCACCGUGAGGUUAACAUUUGACAUUCCCAUCAGCCUCAUCUUUACUUUGCAUUUAGAACUAAUCAGCAAAUGUCAGCAUGCUAACAUGCUAAAUGAAGCUGGGUACACGGUAAACAUUAGACAUGCUAAACAUCAUCAUCACUGUCAUUGUGAGCAUGUUAGCAUUCAGCUCAAAGCACCGCUGUGCCAACGUACAGCCUCGCAGAGCUGCUAGCAUCGCUUUAAACCAUUUUAUUUAAAGAUAUAAUGUUAAAGAACACCUUUUCCCACAAGCCCAACAUCUUCGAGGUUAGUAGUUUGUAGUUUUGGUUUGCAGCUAACAAAUAACUUGCUCUAGUAGAUACUCAUUUAUCGUAGAAUAUGGACAGUAAACAGAACACGUUUCACUUUUUCAGAAACACCAGUAAAAGUUACUCUCAGUGAGAGAUUGCAUUGAGUUUCAGAAGCUAGUGGAGCGGCAUCCAAGCAGGAUGUUAACGUCAAGACUUCAACUCUCUCUACUCCAUCUUGUUUACUUUCAGUUUAGGGUCUCUUCUGAAUUUGUUUUAGACAGCAGAAUAUGGAUUUUGUUAUUACGCAGACUUUAAACCCACAUGAACAACACCGAAAUUGAAAUGGUUCUGAAUAAAAAUGCACCAUUUUUAUCCAUGUCACGUCAUGGAUUUGAAUUUAUUCUGGGGGGUUUUAUUAGGGAGUUUCUUGGAAAUGUCAGACUUGGUGUGGAAAGGUCUUCAACUGGGGAAAUAUGUGUAUAUUCAAAUGUUGUUUAUUAACUGAUUCGCUAUAUUAGAUUUUAAUAUAUUUUGUGAGUGCCAUUGUGUAUUGCAUUCGAUUAUUUGUAGAAGCACUUUGGUUUCCCUGCCGUUCAGUAUGAACUCUUUUCCUCUCAUUUGUACAAACCAGAUGGUGUUAUAUCCUGGAGAUCAGAAGCAAGCUCGAAUUUAUUAAUCUCUUGUUAACAAAAUUGUAAAUUUUACUUACUGCUGGGCUCCCAUCGACCCACAUCAACCUGGUUUGUUGAACUGAUUAACUGACUUUCACUGUGAUUGUACUCAGAUAUAGAAAUGCAGCAAAGUAAGAUUUUAAAAUGCUGUUGUGGCAGCUUUUGUUAUGUUUAUUAUGUGUGACUGCGACAGAAUUGUCCCUUUUUACAAAUAUAUCUCCAUGUAGUUCUA
Molecule: messenger RNA, 3603 nt
Organism: Micropterus dolomieu (smallmouth bass)
Lineage: Eukaryota; Metazoa; Chordata; Actinopteri; Centrarchiformes; Centrarchidae
Gene: slc7a10b
Product: solute carrier family 7 member 10b
Exons: 10
Coding region: 80-1741 (553 amino acids)
Biological process (GO): D-alanine transmembrane transport; D-serine transmembrane transport; amino acid transmembrane transport
Cellular component (GO): membrane
Molecular function (GO): neutral L-amino acid transmembrane transporter activity; L-amino acid transmembrane transporter activity
Source: RefSeq, a predicted model, not a curated record